Messenger RNA from Amphiprion ocellaris (clown anemonefish), 3833 nucleotides. It is a transcript of the gene foxm1, whose product is annotated as forkhead box M1. NCBI's taxonomy places the organism in Eukaryota, Metazoa, Chordata, Actinopteri, Pomacentridae. The transcript is spliced from 9 exons. Gene Ontology annotation, biological process: G2/M transition of mitotic cell cycle; regulation of DNA-templated transcription. The record is from RefSeq and is a predicted model, not a curated record. The coding region runs from base 212 to 2206 and encodes 664 amino acids. Gene Ontology annotation, molecular function: DNA-binding transcription factor activity; sequence-specific DNA binding.
CGCCAAAAUUCAAAAACGUUACUGAGCAGACGAGACGGGCAUGUAAAUAACAUCAAAUAAAAGGGUGUUGUUGAUAUUGAGGAUUUAGGCUAAAAUAUGAAUCAAAUGUUUCAACUUCUAGUCGGAGUCCAGCCGAGCGGAAUCGCCUGAAACAUCGCAGUGACAUGAAGAUUACCAGUGGAUAACAAGAGGGCAUUUCAAUGAUCUGACAAUGAGACGGAGCCCAAGGAGACCCCUGAUCCUCAAAAGAAGAAAACUCCCUUUUCAGCAAAAUGAUCUGCCAGCAGCUGAGUCACAAAACCAGUCUGGUCCGCCAGCAUCCAAAGAGCCAUCAAAGUCAGCCUCCAGUCAGUGCUUCCCUGAUGGUAUCCGCAUUAUGGAUCACCCUUCCAAGUCUGACACUCAGGUGGUCGUCAUUCCCAAAACAGCCGACCUUCAGAGUGUUAUUGGAGCCCUCACUGCUAAGGGCAAAGAGUGCGGUGAACAGGGCCCGAACAAGUUUAUUCUUCUGAGUGGGAAUGGCAGCCGGGACAGUGGAGGUUUUUGUCAGCCUGCUGCUCAAGAGGAACAUGCUUCUACACAAACUGCAGCGUUACAGACAGUGAAAGCAGAAACUAUACUUGACUCCCUGGAUGCCAAACCUCUCACCGGAAUUAAACCAUUAAAUAAGGAUGGCGGGCCUUUAGAUGACAGCCUCACCAAUAUUCAGUGGCUGGGCAAAAUGAGCACAUGCACCUUUGAAGCGGAUCCUUCCAAACAGAUGCCUCUCAAGGAAAACCAAAACCCACCUGCACAAACCUUUCAGGCACACAAUACACAUAUCGAUGCAGAAGCUGUUCAGCAAGCCAUGGCAGAGAGGCCACCAUACUCCUACAUGGCCAUGAUUCAGUUCGCUAUCAACAGUAGGAAGAGCAGGAGGAUGACACUGAAAGAGAUUUACAUGUGGAUUGAGGAGCAUUUCCCUUACUACAGAGAUGUGGCCAAACCAGGAUGGAAGAAUUCCAUCCGCCAUAACCUGUCAUUGCAUAAGAUGUUCAUUCGUGAGACGUCACCUGAUGGUAAAGUUUCUUUCUGGACUAUCCGGCCUGAGGCCAAUCGAUGCCUCACCCUUGAUCAGGUGUACAAGCCUGGUUGUAACCCAAUGACAGCUCCUGUUUCCGUGCCAGUGGUUUUAUUUCCCCACCAAAGGAUGAUUCCGGAUGCAAAGAAAACACCAACUGGCUCUGAGAGAAAGAUGAAACCUCUUCUCCCUCGAACCGAUUCCUACUUCGUUCCCAUCCAGCUUCCCGUUACCUCGUCUGUCUAUCUGCCGUCCUCAUCUAUACCUUUUCCACUGACCGGCUCCAAGCAAAAACGGAACACUUCACGAGAAACCAAGAGAGUCCGCAUAGCUCCAAAGGUGACUCAAAGUGACGCCCAAGCUUUGGUAAUGUCUCCUCUGAAGAACCUUAAGGUGGAAGUUAAGGAGGAGCAGAUGUGUGUUCCAAUCAAAUGUGAGACUCCCAAAUCCACUCCAAAGAGACAAGCCAGCUGCUCACGGCGCAAACAAUGCCUGGUUCGUUCUCUGCACGAGGAGCCCAUCCUCUGCCCUGAUAAUACCUUCUUUGACUCUGGCCUAGCCUCUGAUGUUUCAACAUUCCAGGACAUCUAUACUGAGCUGGAUGAGCACCACUACAGGCAGGAUAGCCCCGACCGGGAGUUCUCCUUCAAGACCCCCAUAAAAAGUAGCAGCCACAUAUCAUCCUCCACCCCCAGCAAGCCCCCUUCUAAUGUACUUGAGCCCUGGAAGGUGACCCCAGUGGGCAAAGGGAGCCAAAGUGUUCUUGACUUCAGCCCUAUUCGCACACCAGGUGGUCCCGCUGUCACCCCUAGACACGACUACACCACCUUCAGCUUCAACAGCACUCCUUUUAAAGACUGGCCUCUGUUCAGUUCCCCCAGAGAGCUGCUAACAUCCGCUCCCUCCAGAGCAACAGGACCGACCGAGUCACCCAUCGGAGGCCGCCCGAGUAGCUGCUCCGGGGAGCUGCUGCAGGCGGGAGGCAGCACAGCGGCUAACCAUUCGCUCACAGAGGGCCUCGUGCUGGACACCAUGAACGACAGCUUGAGCAAGAUAUUGGUGGACAUUAGCUUCUCUGCUCUGGAUGACGAAGACUUCGGCAUGGCCAACAUCAGCUGGUCCGAGUUCAUCCCUCAGUUCAAGUAGCCCGAGGACCAAAACACAUUACAUUUUUUCACAUGGCAUCUGGUUAUUUUUUAAAAAAAGAAACACUAUUCUAGAGAAACUGCACACUGAAAUAGCAAAGCAGAUAUAAAUGAAGGCAGCAAAUGUCUUUCACUGUCCAACUAUCCAAAAAUCCAUGCUUUAUAGUCAGUAUUUUGAUAUUCUGUACAUCUAGUAGAGCUCCAAAAACUUGUAUCUAUGAAUAUACUAAAGAGCUCUGUCAUUUAAAUGUAUUUGAAUUUACAAAUUUCAGUAUUAACAUAUAUUGGAUGCACUAUUCUGCUCAGCUGAAGUCAUUUAUUUGGACUUUUUAAAAAUUUUGGGCCUGAAACAAGGCUCAGUGAAGCAACAAAAUAGCCGACCUCUUUUGGAUUCACAUCAAGACUAUUUUGGCUUGCUUUCUUUUGCAUCUGCUUUGCUCUUCUUUGGAUGUUUCUGCCUGCCAUGUGGAAUGAAUUUAUGAAUCUCUGACAGGGACAUUUCCAUUUUAGUCACAUUAACAAGCUGCUCACUUGUUGGAUGUCUCUCUCCAUCUCUGGCUUACUGUUUUUCGUUGUUUUUGUUAGUGAAAUUAACUGCCUUAAUGUCACUUCUGUUUCUACUUCUACAAUUCUUCACAUUCCUCACAAUUCUUUCAGUUUUAUCACUUAUCCGGCGUGUCGUGUCUGUCUCGAAGGAAUUGCAUGAGAAGUUAAAAAUGUCUAAGUGUAUAUGUAUGUUGAUUUGCACAUUUUAAUAUAUAAUUUAGCUUUUACAUCUGUAAAUGGGAAAUUUGUAUUAUCUGAUCAACUAGCGAGAUAUUUCUGUUCCAUUUGGAUCAGCUGGCCACGUGAAAGCGCCUUAGAUUUAUAGAUUGUGACGCAGGAUUAUUAGUAAUGAGAAAUUUUCAAGUAUUACAAGUAGCACUAACAGCAAUAGGAUUGUGUCUGUAUGUUAACUGUAGAACUGUCUUCAUCACUUGACUUUCGAAAGUGUCAGUAAUUGUGCCAGUAUCAACUCUGGAUCACUGUGUACCCCGCAGAGGGACAUUUUGUAUGCCGUGACAAUUACAUUUUACAUUUUUGGGAGCAAAAUAGUGACUAUUUUGUGUCUUUCUAACACAGAUUGUAAUUGUUUUCAAUAAGGAUGCUUGAUGCCCUUUUUGUCUUGAAGCACAAACAGGAUAAUAGGGGGACAUUAAGUUCUCAUCACUAUUUCUGGAGAACAGAAUAGAGUCUUUAACUGUUUCUGAAGAUGCCACAUAAUAAUGUAUUGCUUUAAUAAGUGUGUCAGGUUAGUUCACCUGUAAUUACAUACAUUGCAAUAAGUUAAUCUGUCGAGGAUUGAUGCAUUGUGGUUUCUAGCAGUUUUCAAAGCAUAUGCUUCAUUCUGUUUCCUUAAACUUGGUGUUUCUCCAGUAAUAAUAAGUGAGGGCUUUUAUUCAGUCAUGUUUUUGACCAUUAGCACGUUUCGAUCAGUCACAGUGUAAAUGGAAAAGGUGCAAUUUUUACAGCCUGAUGUGCUCAAGUACAAGUGAUGUUGAAACCGCUGUACAGUAUGUUUCAUCUGGAAAAACUACACAGCAAUACUGCUUAUUUCUAUUUAUAUUUGAAUAAAAGUUGAAACUGUU